GGGAGUUUCACUGCAGCCUGGCCGACACAGACACCCGUUUCUGAGGCCAUCGGACCCCUCUCGCCCGUGGGGAGAAGCCAACAUGUGGCAGCUUUGCCCAGAUGAAUGACUUUCCAGGCUGUAUGCUGACUCCAGGAACCGAGAAGGAACUUCUUCCCAAGGAAAAGGAAAAUGUCGUAUGCCCAGGUCCUUGCCCUGGCAGUGGCUGUGGUGCAGUACAGAGCCAUGGCCGUUCAUGAAGCAUGCAGGACGGCGGAGGUGGCCGACAUUUUGUUCCUCGUGGGGCAGUCACAGGGCGCAGGGAGGGAGAGCUCCAAGCUGGUCAAGGACUUCAUCAGCAGCAUGGCUCGUUCCUUUGAGAACGUGGUGAUGGGCAAAGGAGGCAUCCGGCUGGCGGUGGCACUCUACGGGGAGAAACCAAGGAUGAGUAUUGAGCUCACGGAUUAUGUGAACAUCGAAGAAAUGCUGGUGGCAAUUCAGGAUCUCUCCCUCAAAGGCAGCAGCUUAAAAACAAGGUCAGCUCUGGCAUUUGCAGCUCAUGCCAUGUCUCGCCUGGACACGCUGCGAGAGGAUGCAGCAAAGGUAGUUGUUUUGAUCACGGACGGGAAAUCCAGCGACUCAGUUGAUGACGAAGCCCAGAUCCUGCAGGAUCAGGGAGUGACAGUGUUUGCUGUAGGAAUUAAGGAUGCUGACAAGAAUGAACUGAACAAGAUAGCUUCAGAGCCCACUGCAGAGCAUGUGCUUUACGUUGAAGAUUUCCACUUACUCCACAAUGUGGCCCCCAAACUCUCUCGAAGGCUCUGUUUCACUGCCUCAGAGCCACCACGGCCCAUCAAGCAGACUGUGCAAGCUGAGAAGAUCAUCGGCCCCCGGGAUUUGCAUGUCAGUGAGCAGAGCCACAGCUCGCUGCGACUCACGUGGAUGCCAGCAACAGGGAGGGUGACAGGGUACCGUGUCCAUCUGCAUCCCUUGCUGCCUGCAGGGCAGCCAGUUUCAAAGGACCAGCAGCAGAUUGUGGUGGAUGGUGACAAAAGUACCGUGCUGGUGACUGAUUUGAAACCCAACACCAAGUAUGUCUUUACGGUGAGGGCCGUCUAUGCAGAUGCCCUGGGGGAGUCAUCAGCUGUCAAGGGGAAAACAACACCUGUGCCUCCAGUCACUAAUUUUCGUGUGAUAGAAGAAGGACUUUUUAGCUUGAAGGUGGCUUGGACGCCUCCACUGGGCAAGCUGGAAGGCUACAAGAUCUACAUCCCCAGAGCCAACAGACCAGGAAUGACAUACGAGCAGGUUCUGCGGGGUGAUGUGUCUUCCCACGUGCUGGAUAACUUGCAGGAGGAUAGAGAAUACAAAAUUGGCAUCUACGCAGUGUACCCCCAGGGACCAAGCCAGCCUGUGACUGCUGUGGGGAGAACAUUGAAGCUCCUGCCAGUGAAAAACAUCUUGCUGCAGAACGAGACCACCGACACACUUCAGGCAAGGUGGAGCCCCAUCCGGGGAGCAACAGGGUACAGGCUCACCUGGACAUCAGCAGAGGGCAGCAUCCAGGACGUGAACCUCAGCAACAUCUACAGCUACUACAUGAUCCAGGGGCUGCAGCCUGGCACAGAGUACACUGUCACCAUAAACCCAAUCUUUGGGGAUGUUGAGGGGCCGGUGGUGAGCGGUAAAGCAACAACAGUGGCAUCAAGCACUGUCCAGAUGCUGAAAGUGAGUGAGAUAUCCAUCCACAGCGCUCUGGUCUCCUGGGACUCAGUUGCUGGGGCCACCGGGUACCGAAUGGCUUGGGGUCCUACACCAGAGUUCUUUGGCAAAGACCGUCCUCGCCAGCUGGCCCUCAACAAGUCAAUCACAGCCUACCAGCUCCGCAACCUGGCCCAUGACACCGAGUAUGUGAUUUCCCUCUAUGUGCUCUUUGGCUCAGUGGAGGGACCAGGGAUCACAACCUCAGCCAGGACAUCGCCUCUUGGCUACGUCUCCAAUUUCAAGGUGAUGUCCUACACCAGCACGAGCCUGUCUAUCGCAUGGAGUGCCACAGCAGCUGCCACCAAAUUCAAAAUCACCUGGAGCCCUGUGGGAGCAGGCAAAGAAAACCAGAUUGCCAAGACUCAGUACCUGGGCAGUAGAGUGUUGGCUUACCGGAUCGACCACUUGCUGCCUGACACCCUGUAUAAAGUCAGCAUUCGGGCUGUCUUCAGCAAGACCGAGGGGCCGGAGGUGACUCUGACUCACCGCACAGCAUCUUUUGCAGAUUCCAACCCCAUCCAGACCAUCCAAGAUCUGAGGAUUACUGACAGUAGCGUAAAUAGCUUGAAGCUGUCUUGGAGGAGGCUUCCUGGGGUAACUCACUAUAAGAUAACCUGGGUGCCAUUCAAUGGUGGCUUGGAAACCUCCCAGCUUGUUGCAGCAGAGACAGUCUCCUUCACGAUCCCCAAACUGAAGGAGAGCACCACCUACACCAUCUGCAUGUCUGCAAUGAUUGGGGGACGGGAGGGAAGCCCCACCCUCCUCACAGCCAAAACCUUGGAUUUACCCAAAGUGACUGAGUUCACAGUGCAGGAGGCUGCAGAGACCAGCGUUUUGCUGACUUGGGCAGCUGUUCCUGGAGUAUCCACGUACCUAUUAACAUGGCGCUUGGCCUCAGCUUCUGAUCUUUCCCAGGAACUGUUAUCAGCAGCUUCUAGAUCGUAUCGAGUGACGGGACUGAGUGCCAAAGAAGUGUAUUUGUUUUCUAUACGACCAGUCUUUGGAGAUACGGAGGGACCAGAGACAACACUCCUUGGGCAAACAGUGGGACCUCACAGAGAGUCACCUACACCAAUCGCUCCCGUGACUUCUACAAAAUUGGAUACAAUGAGAUCCCCAUCCAUGUCACCUAGCAAUGUGGGCACCACUCCUCUUCCACUGGCCACGACCACAAUGCUACCACCAACUCCACAGACCCUACUGUCGACCACUGUAGUGUCUACACUGCUGACAACUCACCCUGGGCCAAUCUGUGGCAAGUUCAAAGCAGACAUUGGGUUCCUGGUGGACGAGUCCUCAAGUAUUGGCCAGAGCAAUUUCAAUAAAGUGAAGGAUUUCGUCUUCCGGAUCAUUUCCUAUUUCCCUAAGAUUGGGCCUGAAGGGACACAGGUUGCUGUUGCACAGUACAGCGAGGAGCCCAGGGCGGCCUUCCACUUCAACCAGCACCGGGACCGCAACGGUGCCCUGAAAGCCAUCAAGGGGCUGCACUAUGCUGGAGGCAACACAAAAACAGGUCGUGGUAUAGCCUACAUGCUAAAGGAGUUAUUUCAGUCCUCCAGAGGGAUGAGACCAGAUUUCCCUCAUGUGCUGGUGCUUGUGACAGAUGGGCGAUCCCAGGAUGAUGUGUUGCCACCAGCCAGAGUAGCCCAUGCUUUGGGGAUCCGCAUCAUUGCUGUGGGUGUCUCAGGAGCUGACCCCGUUGAGCUCAACACCAUCUUGCUGCAGCAGAACCUCCAGAAUGUUUUCUACGUCAGCACAUUUGAUGACUUCCCCCAGAUCCUCCAAGAGCUGAUAGAAGUCAUUUGUUCUGACCCGCAGCCUUCAGGAGCCCAGCUGCCAUCUGGGGAGGUUGCCAGACAUGAAGCCAACAAGCAAUCGCCAUUUGGUGACACAGAGAGCAAGCCACGCAUCCCUGAUCCAUCAUCAGCUGAACCACAUAUCCAAAAAAAAGAGGAGGCUUGUGGUCCCUGGUGUUUAAAGAGCUUCAGGGGCUCACCAGCUCAUGGAGGCUAUGACCCAUACAGCUUUACUAUAAAGGGAGAGAAAGGAGAGAGGGGUCUACCUGGGAAGGAUGGCAUUCCUGGGCUGCCGGGCAGACCAGGGCGGACAGGUCCUCCCGGUCCCCCUGGACUCAUGGGUCUCCCUGGCAUCCAAGGUGACAUUGGAUCUCCUGGCUAUCCUGGACCAGUGGGGCCAAAAGGAGACAGAGGCGAACCAGGCUAUGUCCUGGGAGGAGUGGAAGUGAUUCCCGGCCAGAAUGGGCAGCCUGGCCCCACUGGACAGAAGGGGCAGCCGGGGGUUCCUGGAGUAGCAGGACCACCAGGUUUACCAGGUUUACCAGGGCCACAGGGACCACCAGGCAUCUCCAUCAAGGGUGAACCAGGAGAUUCAGGUAUCAGGGGCCCUCGUGGGAGGAAUGGCCUCAAGGGUGACCGAGGAGGCAUGGGAGAGCCGGGGAAACCUGGCUUGCCAGGCCCUGUAGGGCUAGAUGGUGUUCCUGGACUGCCUGGACCAAGGGGAGAAAAGGGGGUGAUGGGACCUCCAGGAGCACCAGGACCAAAGGGUAACAAAGGGCAAGGUGGCGUUAAAGGGGAAAAGGGGAACCCAGGAUUUCCAGGUGCUCCAGCUAUGGGGGUUUUGGGACCUCCAGGCAAGAAAGGUGUCCGGGGAGAUAUUGGACCAACAGGGGCCCUGGGACCACAAGGAGACAAAGGAAUACAAGGAGACAAAGGAGAGAAGGGAAGUCCAGGUUUCGGCAUUCCUGGUCAACCUGGGCUAAAGGGAGACCCAGGCGAUCGGGGAAAUGUGGGUUUAUCUGGCAAACCAGGUCAGAAGGGGGAUAUAGGUCUGAAGGGAGAGAAAGGUGAACCAGGAUUACCUGGGAAACCAGGCGAGACCGGACUAAGAGGUAAAGAUGGAGAACCAGGGAAGAAAGGCACCUUUGGGACCAAGGGAGAAGCUGGUGUCCCUGGAGAACCAGGAGAGAGAGGAAUCAGGGGUCCGCCUGGACUCCCAGGACGACCUGGAGAGCAGGGGCUAAAAGGCGAUACAGGACAGCCUGGAAAGGAUGGAAUCACUGGAGAGAAGGGAGACAAGGGCGAAUCUGGUGAGCCUGGGCUGCCUGGGACUCCUGGAAGCAUUAUGUCUUCUCUGGAGAACACCAUCAUCCUGAAAGGCAACAAGGGGGAUCGCGGAAAGGAUGGCUUGAAAGGCGAAAGAGGUCCUCCAGGCCCAAAGGGAGAACCUGGUCCACCAGGCAAAGGAGUGGAAAUGAAGGAUCUGGAGAGGCUUCUUGAAGCAAAUGGUAUCAAGCUGUCACUGCUGAAGGACCUCUCCAACAUAAUCCUGCGGGAUGGGCUGGAUAGGCUGGUGCAGCAGCUGGGUGGCUCCAGGAAAAGCAAGACCUCCAGGAGAAAGCAGGCACCUCUGCAUGCCACUAAGCAUGGCGAUUCACUGGUGUUUGAUACUUCUCGUGAUGCCCUGGACAGCACCGAAGUGACAGAGGAAACAUGGAGUUUGGAGGGUCCAUCUGCUGGUGGUUCUGAACCUGAGUACCAGUCCCUAGGAAACCCUUCUGAGUCCUUCGAGAAAACAUCUGAGGAAAGAAGGAAGGAGCGAGACUCAAGAGGGACAAACACUUCUCUCAGCAGUAGCUUGGUUGUGCCUCCACCACACCCAGAAGAUGAUCUGCAAGGAAACCAGUCCAUGGAGCUUCUCGAGUCCUUGGAGGAGAUGGUGGAAGGACAACCACAGCAGGAUACCAGCCAUGAAAACGUGAAUUCAGAUGAUGGCUCUGCAUUCCCAAGGCACGUUAGAGCCAGGAGAUCUGCUAAGCACGAGACACACAUGGUUCAUCCCCCCGGUGCUCCAGGAGCUCGGAAAUCCUCAUCGGGAUCCACGGCAUACCCAGGCCCUCAUCACCCGAGGAGAAUUAAGAAGAAGGAAACUGGCCCAGCAGAUCCACCCUCCCAUGGCCAAAAGGGAGAAAUGGGAGCUCCAGGAGUCCGUGGAGACAAAGGAGAAAAGGGGCAACCUGGGGAGAUGGGGGAACCUGGAGAAAAGGGCACUAAAGGAGACAGAGGUGAAAAUGGUCAAAAGGGAGAACCAGGAAUUGGGUUCAGAGGUCCUGUUGGCCAGGCUGGGCCACCUGGAUUUAAGGGUGAGCCAGGGGCCCCAGGACCUCCAGGAGCUCAGGGCAUUCAGGGCAUUCGCGGCAAUGCCGGCACCCCUGGGUCACAGGGGGACAGAGGGGCUCCAGGUCUGCCUGGGAUGCCAGGACAGAAGGGGGAGCGUGGGAAGAGAGGACGGAAUGGAUUUGCUGGGCCCUCAGGACCAUCAGGAUCCCCAGGAAAAGAGGGAAUUCCUGGGACACCCGGACCCAAAGGCAGCAAGGGAGAAAUUGGUGUUGGAACGGCUGGCCCAAGAGGUCCCCGCGGACUGCCUGGCCCUCGGGGUGACGAGGGCAUCGUGGGAGUCCGGGGCCCCACUGGCAUGAUGGGUCUAAAAGGCUUCCCAGGUGUGAAAGGUGAAAGAGGUGAUCGGGGACUUCUGGGACCCAAGGGAGAAAGAGGUGAGCCCAUGACUGGUUUUGGACCCCAGGGCUAUAAAGGCAAUAAAGGAGAUCCUGGUGAACGGGGCCUGCCAGGUUUUGAUGGAGACAAAGGCGAGAAGGGAGAGGAUGGGCCUGUAGGAGAAAAGGGAGUCAAAGGUGAAGCUGGCUCCAAAGGAGUGAUGGGGCUUUUCGGAACAAGAGGACCAGUGGGACAGAAGGGGGAGCCAGGAGAACCAGGCUUGCCGGGCUCUGCUGGUGCAGCAGGUCUCGAUGGGAAGAAUGGAAACAAGGGAGCCAAAGGCGACAGAGGUCUUCAGGGGCAGAAGGGGAAGCCGGGAGGGAUAGGUGAUCCUGGGACCACUGGUGACAUUGGGCAGAAAGGAACAAAGGGCUUACGGGGGCUUCCAGGACGCAUCGGCACUCCCGGAGCCAAAGGCAUCAAGGGAGAAAUUGGCAGUCCUGGAAAACCAGGAAUCCCAGGAUCAGAUGGACCAUAUGGACCAAAGGGUGAACAGGGAGCAUCAGGGGACAAUGGUGCCUUGGGGAUUCCUGGGGAGAAAGGAGAAAAGGGGGCCAAGGGAGUCCCCGGCUUGGGAGGCUUCAAAGGACAAAUGGGAUGGCCUGGGAAGACUGGAGUCGCUGGACCAGAUGGACCUCAAGGGCCACAGGGCGAACCAGGGCCACAGGGUCCACGAGGGAAAAGAGGGAGACCUCAGCUCUGCCUCAGGGGUCCCCCAGGCAUGGAUGGUCAAAAAGGAGAAAUGGGUGAAAAUGGUCCAGCUGGCCAGAAAGGAGAAAAGGGAGAUCCUGGUCUUUCUGAGGAAGAGGUGAAGGAGGUGGUCAGGAGCGAAAUGAGAGGCAGAUGCGAUUGUGGAGGUGAGUUGGGAAGGAUGCUCGUGGAAAGAGGUCUGGAGGCAGCUGAAAACAACAGGCAGCUCCAAGGGUAUUUUCAGCCUCCGGAACACACCAGAAGGGAUGGUGAAAGCCAGGAAGAAAUGCUUAACAAAACUCAGAGCAUCACCACGUUGGUGACUUUGGUGAAGCCCUUCAUGGAGCCACCUUCGCUUAUUGCAGCGGCUCCCCAGGCGCAGCAGAUAACAGGUCCCUCUCAGCACAAGCGCCGAGAAGCUCACAGUCAAUUACCAGCCCCCUGCCUGCAGCCGAUGGACGAGGGCUCCUGCCGGCACUACGCCCUGCUCUGGUAUUACCACCCAGAGGCCAACGCCUGCCGGCCCUUCAUCUUCGGGGGAUGUCGAGGGAACAGCAACCGCUUUGAAACCAAAUGGAAAUGUGAGCGGCGGUGCAAAACCUCAGCAGUCAGGGGGAGGUGAUCGGCUGCAAUUGCCAUCUUUGAAGAAAAAAGAAACAGAGCUGCAAGAAGUGUCUCCAGGACAUCUCAGAGAGUGGACAAGCAAGAUAAACCAUUUAAUGUGAAGAGGCAAGGGGUGUGUGAAAGGUGUUGGAAAACUGUAAUCAUGAGCAGGAAAUAAAGUGGUAUGAGGAGAA
Messenger RNA from Grus americana (Whooping crane), 7801 nucleotides. RefSeq names its product collagen alpha-1(VII) chain-like. Lineage: Eukaryota; Metazoa; Chordata; Aves; Gruiformes; Gruidae. The record is from RefSeq and is a predicted model, not a curated record. The transcript has 89 exons. Gene Ontology annotation, molecular function: protein binding; serine-type endopeptidase inhibitor activity. The coding region runs from base 172 to 7626 and encodes 2484 amino acids.